AUGUACUCUUCUCGAUCUGCUGUCCCGCUCACGGUCAACUCAAAGUCCGUUUUGAAUGCGAAACCCGGCACCUUUGCCGCUGCUUUCCACUACACUGAAGACGAAGCUUUGUCAUCCAACGACAACUCACAAUACCACUCCACCAACAACCACUCCUAUCACGCAGACAUGGCACGACAUCAUGGAAACGAUGGAUACGUAUAUAACUCUCCAGUGGAAUCUCCGCCUGCUUUAUACGUUCGUGCUCUCUAUAACUAUACUGCUGAUGACCACACGAGUCUCAGUUUCCGUCAAGGCGACAUUAUACAGGUCCUUAACCAGCUGGAUACUGGAUGGUGGGAUGGCGUCAUGGGGGACGUGCGCGGCUGGUUCCCGAGCAACUACUGCGCAGUUGUAACAGACCCGGAUUCGAUAGGAUUGGGUGGUGGCCACUUUGGCCAUGAAGGCGCUGACAUCAGCGCGGAAUCCGGCGCUGACGACUACGACGACGACGAUGAUCUGGACUCGGAAGGAAACCCCAAAGACGAACGGUCAAUCCUCCCCAUCGAAGGAACAAGAGGCUCAGAACAUGAAGAAGCAGCCUUCUGGAUUCCCCAGGCCACAGCUGAUGGACGGCUAUUCUACUUCAACACCUUGACCGGUCGAAGCACGGCGGAACUCCCGCUAGAGUCACCCAUGUCCGCUACAGAAACUGGCCCACGCGAUAGAACAAAUAUAUUUGUUCCUGAACAGACUCGGCCCCCGCCAGAGUUGAUGGUUGGGGGGAUCGAUCGUGAUGAGGAUGAUUACGAUGGCUCGGGAUCGGAGGCUGAAGGCGAAUCCUUAAUACGUUCUUCACACGAUUCUGAGUCACGACGUCGACGGUCCUUUAUUUCGGACGGUGUUUCCCCUGCUACCUCGCUAGACUCGAUAAAUGCGUCGCCCAUAGUAAAAUCAUAUUCUGAGUCUAAACACCCUCACCAGUCGCCUCCUAGCAGCAGCAGCCAGCUGCCUUCAAAUAGUGGCGUGCUCUCUUCUGCUGCGAAUGCUCAGCCCGCUCAGAACGAGAGACUUUCUGCCCAGUCUAUCUUGUCCACUAUUCCUCGUCUUUUCCUCGAUGACGGCUCGUCUACUCCCCUUACUUGGAAUAAGCUUGUUGGGAAUAUGCGCCAAGCAAUCGAUGCCUACAGGCGUGCGAUAAUGGAAGGCCAUCGCGAACAAUACGUAAGACGGGCUGAAGAUAUUUCUGAUCAUCUCAGGAUGCUGCUCGCUGCAGGCUCGGACACUACUGAUAAUCACUCUGGCAAUCCUUCUAUAAUCUCAACGAAUAAAGCAUUGUAUCCGCAUUUCCGCGAUAUGAUGUCCAAAUUCUCGAAACUUGUCCUUUCGUCCCAUAUUGCUGCAGCUGACUGGCGGGGCCCAGAUUCGGAUGCCAAGUGCUUGCAGGAGGCUGAAGGUGUUUUGCAUGGCGUCUAUGGUUAUGUCGAAGUUGCAAAACAACAACGAGGCGACGACAUUAGUCGUCUAGUUCCUGGCUUUGUCCAGGGAAGCUCAUCUGGCGGCCACUGGCAGAACAACAACGUGGGAAUUCGAAAUCCAACUACAUUUUUAGACUACGAAAAUCAAGACCCGGGACUCGAGCCAACUGUGGUACUCAAUUCGAACAUCGUUGAUCGAAUUGAAAACCUGAAGGAUAUGCUUGCAGCUAGCACACGAAGAUUGGAAGAGAAUCUGUCUCUGUCGGAGAAGACUAUAACCCCCAGAAUACACCUGGCGAUCGCAGAUACGGUCUGCGCUGCUUGCUCUAGAGUGGUCGAAUGCUUUCAACCGUGGAUGUCACUUGUGGAAUCUAUUGAUCUUUCUCCACUGGAACGCGGUUCUCAGAAUCCACAACUAGUCGACUACAGCCUUCAAAAACAACGCGCAUAUGAUGGUAUCGCUGACUUAGUCCUGAGUUGCCAGGCUGUUUCCGCCCCUUUGGGUGAUGAAUGGGCAGAAAUGAGAGGCGAUACCCUCGAAACCCGACUGGCCGGUGUAAGGUCGGUUACGCGUCAACUACAGAAUUAUGUAGCCCAAAUCGGGUUUUCUCUCACGCUACUCCUUGAGCAAGCUCCUUCAGAAGCGCCUCCAGCUCGAGACAUUGGUGGUGCUAGCUUGUCAAAAGUUCCGUCGGGGUCGAUAGGAAAGCCCUCGGCUUAUCCUCCAGCUGAUAGGCAACCCGUAAAGAGUCGAGCAAAUAUCGAUAAAGCGCAGCGUUUUUUUGGUGAUACCAUCCCAACAGAACCAGCAAUGCAAUGGUAUUUGAACAUUGACCACGAAUCGGAAGUUUUCUACGACAACAAAGGAGAAGUACCGACGCUCAAGUGUGGUACGCUUGCUGGCCUGGUGGAACAUCUCACGCGCCAUGACAAACUUGACACGUCCUUCAACUCCACGUUCCUGCUCACAUACCGUUCCUUUACAACCGCAUCUGAGUUAUUCGAGAUGCUUGUGCAUCGCUUCACUUUACAGCCACCUUACGGAUUGGACAAAACAGAUUUACAAACUUGGACCGAACAAAAGCAGAUCCCAAUCCGGAUUCGAGUUGUUAAUAUCAUGAAAAAUUGGUUUGAGAAUUACUGGAUGGAGCCCAACGAUGAUGCGAACAUGCGCCUCCUGCAGCGGGUAUACGCAUUCGUCAAAGAUUCGAUUGGCAAGGCAAAGACUCCUGGCUCCCAGCAGUUGUUGAGCUUGAUCGAUCAGCGUAUGCGUGGCCAAGAUACCUCCGCGAAACGACUUGUUCCUACCAUAAGCGGCAACGCACCACCACCGAUUCUCCCCAAGAACCUGAAGAAGCUGAAGUUCCUGGACAUUGAUCCAAUGGAAUUCGCGAGGCAGCUUACUAUUAUUGAAUCCCGGCUCUACGCCCGGAUCAAACCUACGGAAUGCCUUAACAAGACAUGGCAGAAGAAACUUGCCCCCGAUGAGCCUGAUCCAGCAGCCAAUGUGAAGGCACUGAUUCUUCAUUCGAAUCAGUUGACUAAUUGGGUCGCGGAGAUGAUACUGCAUCAGCAGGAUGUGAAGCGGAGAGUAGUUGUCAUUAAGCACUUUGUCUUGAUUGCAGAGCGAUGUCGUGCAAUGAACAACUACUCCACGCUAACAUCGAUAAUAUCAGCUUUGGGUACAGCACCUGUCCACAGACUGAAUCGAACAUGGGCCCAAGUUAGCGUUUAUCUAACGGAUCUUACGUUUAUCGAGGAUGGAAUCCCAUCACUAACUCAAUCGCAUCUGAUCAACUUCAACAAGCGAGCCAAGACGGCUGAGGUGAUCCGCGACAUUCAGCAGUAUCAAAAUGCGCCGUACCCGUUCCACCCCGUGCCGGAGCUGCAGGACUACGUACUUAGCAAUAUGCAAGCGGCCGGUGAUGUGCACGAAAUGUACGAUCGCAGUCUUGAGGUUGAGCCCAGAGAACGCGAAGAUGAGAAAAUAGCGAGGUAUGGACGAAUGAAUGACGCUUCUGUUUUUGCACUGAUGAUUUCUACUUGA
This is a messenger RNA of Histoplasma capsulatum G186AR, 3504 nucleotides long. Its product is annotated as cell division control protein. The transcript has 4 exons. Gene Ontology annotation, molecular function: protein binding; guanyl-nucleotide exchange factor activity. Gene Ontology annotation, cellular component: plasma membrane. Gene Ontology annotation, biological process: Ras protein signal transduction; positive regulation of GTPase activity. The record is from RefSeq and is a predicted model, not a curated record. Lineage: Eukaryota; Fungi; Ascomycota; Eurotiomycetes; Onygenales; Ajellomycetaceae. Bases 1 to 3504 code for a protein of 1167 amino acids.